Beta vulgaris subsp. vulgaris (sugar beet) is the source of this 1243-nucleotide messenger RNA. Its product is annotated as mitochondrial inner membrane protease ATP23. The transcript has 2 exons. Gene Ontology annotation, biological process: mitochondrial proton-transporting ATP synthase complex assembly; mitochondrial protein processing. The record is from RefSeq and is a predicted model, not a curated record. Gene Ontology annotation, molecular function: metalloendopeptidase activity. Gene Ontology annotation, cellular component: extrinsic component of mitochondrial inner membrane. Lineage: Eukaryota; Viridiplantae; Streptophyta; Magnoliopsida; Caryophyllales; Amaranthaceae. Bases 239 to 826 code for a protein of 195 amino acids.
UAACACUCAACAGUCAAACAGUGCUAUGGCCUAUGGGACUAAAUUUACGAGAAUACUCACUCCUCAAGUCCUCACUCCUCAGUCCUCAGUACUCACUACUUCACUAGUCGCUACUAACCGUUCUAGUCUCUCUCCUCAGGCGUCAAGUCGUCGGAAAGUUCGAGAAGAUCAACGGAGUAACUGAUAAUUCCGACUUUACGGCGAGUAACUGAUUUUUGUAAGCGGUGGGAAAGCCUUAAUGGAAGGAAAUGGGAAUGAUGCAAAAGGGGCGACAAAAACAUCAGUUGUGAAUGGUGAUGGUGUAACUGUGAAGGAUUGCCAAAAAAUGAUCCAGAAAAGCUUGCGAUCCCCCAUGGUGAAAUUUCUGAUGGAGAAUUUGGAGAAAUGUGGGUGUACCAUUGGAGAUAACUUCAUAAAAGCUGUUAAUUGCCAGCAGAAAGUUGCUGGUGGUUAUACUCGUGGCGGAGGGAUAAUAGUAUGUAGCAAUCAUAUGAACUUGCAAGAUGAGGUCGACCAAGUUUUAAUCCAUGAGCUCAUUCAUGCUUAUGAUGAUUGUACAGCGAAAAACUUGAAUUGGGCUAAUUGUGCUCAUCAUGCUUGUAGUGAAAUUCGUGCUGGCCAUUUGAGUGGUGACUGUCACUUCAAACGAGAGCUAUUGCGUGGCUAUAUGAAGCUCCGAGGUCAUGAACAAGAUUGUGUGAAGAGAAGGGUGGUUAAAUCAGUGAUGACUAAUCCUUAUUGUUCUGAAACAGCUGCGAAGGAUGCAAUGGAAGCUGUCUGGGAUACUUGUUACAACGAUACACGACCUUUUGAUCGAGCUCCUUGAGAUACGCUAGCUUGGCUUACACAAUAUUGUUUCAAUGAAAAAUAUGUCUUUUUUCUUAACAUUCUGGUCAACUUUUGAUUGUUUCCCUGCUUCUCACAGGAUCUGUUUUAUUUACUAAAAGGGGUGGGUUUUACUGGAAUAUUAACCGACAUUAAUAAAAACAAAAAAAAAAAGGUUUGAACUGCUUGGACAUGAUCCCGAUCUUCCCUCCCUCUGCCCGUUCUCUAACCAGAAAUCUCUCUUGCGCAGUCUGGCAGACAAAAAUAUGUUUUAGAUGAUUGAAUUCUGCACAGUUCAUGUCAACUGUCAAUGUUGGGUGCUAAGAACUUUCCUAAGCUUUUAUGUAGACUUGUAUUUUUAUUUGAAUUGAAACUAUUAAUGUCACAAGAUCUGUGAAUUAUGAUUUUUUUUCCUAAA